Molecule: messenger RNA, 1089 nt
Organism: Sphenostylis stenocarpa
Lineage: Eukaryota; Viridiplantae; Streptophyta; Magnoliopsida; Fabales; Fabaceae
Source: the annotation of a GenBank genome assembly
AUGGCAAACUUCAAGGUUUCGAUUCUGUUUUCCACUCUCCUAAUUAUGGUCCUUCAACUCCUCUUCUCUCCUUCAGAAGCUGACAUCAAAGGAGGGUAUUGGUACUCUGAAAGUGGACUUGCAGUUUCUGACAUAAACGCCUCUUAUUUCACUCACCUUUUCUGUGCCUUUGCCGACCUUGACCCCAAUACCAACCAAGUCACCAUUUCUUCUACAAACGCAGCUCAGUUCUCAACCUUCACUCAAACCGUCCGGGCGAACAAUCCUUCAGUGACAACCCUUUUGUCCAUAGGUGGUGGUGGUGGCGGUGCCACUUUGGCAGCAGAAUUUGCCAACAUGGCCAGCCAAGCCGACAGCCGCAAAUCCUUCAUAGAUUCUUCAAUCCAACAAGCUAGAGAAAACAACUUCGAUGGACUUGACCUUGAUUGGGAGUACCCAUCUUCAGACACAGACAGGUCCAACUUGGCCUUACUCCUCAGGGAGUGGAGAGCAGCUGUGGACCAAGAGUCCACCACUUCAGGCAACACAGCACUGAUCUUAUCUGCUGCUGUGGCUGGCUCUGACCAGAUCUCAUCAUUGGACUACUACCCAGGAACGGACAUUACAGAAAACUUGGACUUUGUCAACGUCAUGGCCUAUGACCUCUUCACCUCAGAUGGGUACCCAACAUCGACACAGCCACCUGCUCCUUGGAAUAACCCGCAAGGUCAAUUCAGUGUAGAUCAAGGGAUCACAACAUGGAUUGGGUUAGGGGUACCUGCGAGCAAACUAAAUGUGGGUUUACCCUUCUACGGUUACAAGUGGCAAUUGGCAGAUCCUAAUAACCAUGGUCUGUUUGCACCUGCUACUCAGGGACUUGGGGCAGUGGCGUACAAGGAUAUCGUUAGUGCUGGUGCGGAGGUUGUGUUUGAUUCUUCCUUUGUUACUAACUACUGCUUCAAAGGGACGGAUUGGUUUGGCUAUGACGACACUGAGAGUACCUCUACCAAGGUUGUUGAUGCCAGAGAGAGAGGAUUACUUGGCUAUUUUGCUUGGCAUAUUGGACAAGACAGCAACUGGGCUCUUUCUGAAGCAGCUUUUAAUGCAUAG